AUGAGAUCCUUCAGCGACUCGAUAUCCCGCUGGACAGCGGCCCUCACCCUUCUGUGGCUAGGCCUGGUCAAUGCUCACACCGUCAUCACUUACCCCGGAUAUCGAGGUAACAACCUGCACACCAACGGUACAGUCGAAGAGACCAACGGUCUGGGUGUCGCUUGGAAGAACGGCUCCUACGUCUAUCCCUAUGGAAUGCAAUGGAUCUAUCCUUGCGGCGGCAUGGCCACCUCUCGCAAUCGCACGAAAUGGCCCGUCACCGGCGGUGCUGUCGCCCUUCAACCUGCCUGGUUCCGCGGCCAUGAGACGGCCUUCGUCUACAUCAACAUCGGCUGGGGUACUGUCCCUCCCAACAUGAGUAACCCCAUGCUCUCGGUCUUUGAAAUCGAAGGUCCCACCAACAACCCUUACCCCGGCACCAUCUGUAUGCCGCAAGUGCCGCUGCCGGCCAAUAUGAGUGUGAGCCCGGGUGAUAAUGCGACGAUUCAGGUGGUGUUGGCGGCGAAGCACGGUGCUGCUCUUUAUGAUUGUGUGGACAUCACCUUCGCUGAACCUGAGGAUGUUGAGGAAGUGACAAAAGACAACUGCUUCAACUCAACCGACAUUGCCUUCAAGUAUGUCUUUGCCUCGAAGUCACUGACGACUUCUGGUGCACUGGCGCGGCUGAGUAGUCCCGGGUUGAACGCCGUGGUACCGGUGCUGGUGAUGGUGUUGUUUGGACUGUUCAUGAUGUGA
Molecule: messenger RNA, 735 nt
Organism: Aspergillus luchuensis
Lineage: Eukaryota; Fungi; Ascomycota; Eurotiomycetes; Eurotiales; Aspergillaceae
Product: copper acquisition factor BIM1-like domain-containing protein
Exons: 3
Coding region: 1-735 (244 amino acids)
Source: RefSeq, a predicted model, not a curated record